AUGAACAGCCGGCAGUGGAGGCGAUGGAACCGCCUGUUCCGCAGGAAGUGCCGCGAGGUGGUGAAGUCCAAGUUUUUCUAUUGGCUGGUGAUCCUGCUCAUCUCGCUGAACACCCUGUCAAUCGCCUCCGAGCAUCACUGGCAGCCCGAGUGGCUGACCCGUGUGCAAGACAGCGCCAACCGGGUGCUGCUGGCGGUCUUUGCGGCCGAGAUGCUGCUGAAGAUGUAUGCGCUGGGCCUGCGCCAGUACUUCAUGUCCCUCUUCAACCGCUUCGACUGCUUCGUGGUGUGCGUCGGCAUCCUGGAGAUUAUCCUGGUGGAGAUCAACGUCAUGUCACCCCUGGGCAUCUCCGUCCUGCGGUGCAUUCGCCUGCUGAGGAUCUUCAAGAUAACCAGGUACUGGACCUCUCUGAGCAACCUGGUGGCAUCCCUGCUAAACUCGGUCCGCUCCAUCGCCUCCCUGCUCCUCCUCCUCUUCCUCUUCAUCAUCAUCUUCUCCCUGCUGGGGAUGCAGCUCUUCGGCGGGAAGUUCGACUUUGAAGACAUGGAGGUGCGGCGCAGCACCUUCGAUAACUUCCCCCAGGCGCUCAUCAGUGUCUUCCAGAUCCUGACCGGAGAAGACUGGAAUUCAAUCAUGUACAAUGGGAUCAUGGCUUAUAAAGGGCCCUCCUUUCCCGGUGUGCUGGUAUGCAUUUACUUCAUCAUCCUCUUUGUCUGCGGGAACUAUAUCCUGCUCAAUGUCUUCCUGGCCAUCGCUGUGGACAAUCUGGCCGAGGCCGAGAGCCUGACGUCGGCCCAGAAAGCCAAAGCCGAGGAGAAGAAGCGGAGGAAAAUGUCCAGAAGUUACCCAGAGAAAUCUGAGGAGGAAAAGCUCCUGCUGGCCAAGAAGCUGGAGCAGAAAGCCAAGGCUGAAGGAAUCCCCACCACAGCCAAGUUAAAAGUGGACGAGUUUGAAUCAAACGUGAAUGAGAUCAAAGAUCCCUACCCUUCUGCUGACUUCCCAGGUGACGAUGAGGAAGAUGAGCCUGAAAUCCCCCUGAGACCUCGGCCACGCCCCCUGGCAGAGCUGCAGCUCAAGGAGAAAGCAGUACCCAUGCCCGAAGCCAGUGCCUUCUUCAUCUUCAGCCCAACCAACAAGAUCCGAGUGCUGUGCCACCGAAUCGUCAACGCCACCUGGUUCACCAACUUCAUCCUGCUCAGCAGCGUCUCCCUGGCGGCUGAGGAUCCCAUCCGGCCUGUGUCCUUCAGGAACAAGGUUCUGGGAUAUUUUGACAUCGGCUUCACCUCCGUGUUCACAGUUGAAAUAGUCCUGAAGGUGGCCAUGCCUGCUCCACGCACCAGGCGAUCCCCCGCUUGGAGCAAGGCUGAGCUGCUCGACCUCAUCAGCAUUUGGGGAGAGGAGGUUGUUCGGUCCCAGCUGCGCUCCAGCUGUAGGAAUUAUGGACACAUUUCACAAUGUAUGACAGAAAGGGGCCGUGACCGGGACACACUGCAGUGCAGGGUCAAAGUGAAGGAGCUGUGGAAUGCCUACCGCAGGGCGUGGGAGGCAAACUGCUGCUCCGGUGCUGUGCCCAUGAGCUGCCGGUUCUACAAAGAGCUGGACGCGAUACUCCGCAGCGACCCCACCUCCACUGCUAACACCACUGUGGAUACUUCGGAGGCUCGCGUGCCAGUGGAGAAUGGACCAAGCCAGGAGGAGGAAAUCUUGGACGAGGAUGUGGAGUGA
Messenger RNA from Emys orbicularis (European pond turtle), 1725 nucleotides. RefSeq names its product voltage-dependent L-type calcium channel subunit alpha-1S-like. The transcript is spliced from 12 exons. Gene Ontology annotation, molecular function: high voltage-gated calcium channel activity. Bases 1 to 1725 code for a protein of 574 amino acids. Lineage: Eukaryota; Metazoa; Chordata; Testudines; Emydidae. Gene Ontology annotation, biological process: calcium ion import across plasma membrane. Gene Ontology annotation, cellular component: voltage-gated calcium channel complex; membrane. The record is from RefSeq and is a predicted model, not a curated record.